Messenger RNA from Entamoeba invadens IP1, 546 nucleotides. RefSeq names its product serine/threonine protein kinase ppk33, putative. The record is from RefSeq and is a predicted model, not a curated record. NCBI's taxonomy places the organism in Eukaryota, Evosea, Mastigamoebida, Endamoebidae. Bases 1 to 546 code for a protein of 181 amino acids. The transcript has a single exon. Gene Ontology annotation, biological process: protein phosphorylation. Gene Ontology annotation, molecular function: protein kinase activity; ATP binding.
AUGUUGGACAAAUUUAGAAGUGAGUAUAUCGUCCACUUCUAUGGUGCUUGUUUUAUAUUAAAUAAAAUUUGUAUGGUUACCGAAUUUGCUUUAUUUGGUUCGUUACAAGAUUUGAUGAAAUACAAAACAAGUGAAGAAAUAGAUAUGAAGUUACGAGUAAAAUAUUGUCUUGAUGCGUCUAAAGGUAUUUUGUAUUUACACGAAAAUGGGAUCUUACACAGGGAUAUCAAGCCAGACAAUUUACUUGUGUUUUCACUUGAUUUGAAUGACAAAGUGAAUGCUAAAUUGACUGAUUUUGGAAGUGCAAGGAAUGUGAAUAUGCUGAUGACUAAUAUGACAUUCACUAAAGGUGUUGGAACACCAAAGUACAUGGCGCCAGAAAUAUUAAAUAAGCAAAAGUACAAAAUGCCAAGUGAUGUCUAUUCAUUCGCAGUGACUAUGUUUGAGUGCUUCGGAUGGUGCAACGCUUUUCCUCCAGACAAAUUUAAAUUCGCUUGGGACAUCGCAGACUUUAUCAGUGGGAAAGAGAGUGGAGAAACCAGAUGA